AUGCGUCAUCCUCGUUACAAGUUACAACAGAGCACUGACAUAGAUGCCUUUGAUGAUCAUCAUCCCCAUCCUUGUAUCCAGUCUAAUCAACAGCCUGAGAAUCUGACAAUAGGUACAGCAAGAGUCGGAACUGGAAAUUCUCGAAUGAAUUUAGAAAUUAGGAAAUCUACAUUCCAAGGGAUCAAGAAUCGGUUCGAAAAUACGACUGGCAAUGAAAGAUUGAAAGGGAAAGUGGGGGUGAUCACUGGAGUAGGUCCCGAAACUGGUAUAGGAACGGCGGCUGCAAAGCUAUUCGCUAGGGCAGGCGCAAAGCAUAUUUAUAUGGUGGAUUACGAUGAUCAAGCUUUACCAGCCUUGAAGAAAUGGUUAGAAACCACAUAUCCAUCUACAAAGAUAACCAUUCUAAAAGCCGAUGCAGCUUCUCCUUCAGCCAUAUCCACCCUGGUCUCAAACAUAAUCAAAGAGAAUGGACAUUUGGAUUUCUUUUUCGCAAAUGCAGGUAUAUCUCAAGUUCGACCGAGGAACACUACACCAGACAUCAACAAAGCAAUGGGAGAUUUAAGAAGUUUGGCUAGACCUGUAAAUCAAGUUGAUGAAAGGGAAUUUGAAGAAGUAAUGAGAAUAAACGCAUUAGGAGUGUUUGUAGCUAUCAAAUACGCUUCCGAAGCUAUGAAAAUCACUUGUCCGGAAAAAGGUAAAUCUGUUCCUGGAGGAAGUAUAAUUCUUACUGCGUCUGUCGCCGGGUUGAAAGCCAAUGCUGGACCGAUCCCAUACUCUGCAUCCAAAGCCGCGGUAGUAUCGAUGGCUCAGACCUCCGCAUAUGACUUAGCAGGAUAUAAUAUCAGAGUCAACGCUGUAUGUCCUGGGCUGAUCGAGACCGAUAUGACAAGAGGGAUGUUCACACUAGCUGAAGCGGCUGGUAAAGCUGAUAAGAUGGGAGUAUUGAAUCCUGCCCAAAGACAAGGUCUGGGCUCGGAGGUCGCUCAAGUAGCGUUGUUCCUAGCUUCAGAUGAUGCUUCGUACGUCAAUGGACAAGCUAUACCUAUCGAUGGGGGAUUAUCAUCUGGACUACCGUAUGCGAAGAUGAAGCUUUAA
Molecule: messenger RNA, 1095 nt
Organism: Kwoniella shivajii
Lineage: Eukaryota; Fungi; Basidiomycota; Tremellomycetes; Tremellales; Cryptococcaceae
Exons: 9
Coding region: 1-1095 (364 amino acids)
Source: RefSeq, a predicted model, not a curated record